AUGGCCAAGGUUAAUCUACAUGAUACAAAGAAAUCAGAGAAGGCCAAGUUCACCGAGUUGCAGGAGAGCGUCCAGGCACUCAAAAAAGCGGAAGUGUUCAUCAAAGCUACAGGACGUGCAAUAAAGAAAGCUAUGGAUAUUGGGAAAUGGUUUGACGAGAAAGACGAGUAUAGCAUCAACGUCAAAACGGGGACUAUAUUGGUCGUGGAUGAUAUUGUCGAGGAUGAAGAUUUGAAGAACCGAGAGUUGAGGAAACAAGCAAAAGUGAAACAAUCUGAAGACCAAGCGCAGGACUGCGUAAUGAUGGAUGUUGAUGCCCUAGCAGCGAAGACCGAUGUUGCAACUGCACCGGGGGGACCGAAACAAGAGGCCAAAGAGAGAAAUAGCAGGAAGCAGAAGCGUGAUGAAACCGAUGAGCUACCGGAGUCUCGAACACGUUGGUGCACAAUAAUGAGCCCUAUCGGUCUCGGCACCUGCCAAGACCCAUCCCCAAUCCGGCCUAGUUCCAUCGUGUGUCCGCCUAGUUAUGGAUUCGGCCCGACGACUAACCAGUUAGCUAAUACAAGCCUCAACAAAGGAGGCCCCAAACUACUCCGUAUUAACAUAUCUCCGACAUUGCUUUUCUCCGCACAUCAACACACUCCGCACCACACGGUUCCUCUUGCAAGCGCUCAAGGUGCAAGUAGAGCAAUGGCCUACGUCUAUCCGGAUGGCUCAAGCUACCGCUAUGAACAUCAUCUCGGCUGCGGAUCCGAGGCCUUCGUGUACCAGCGCGGCACGCUCGCGCUCAAGGUGCCCAAGAUCCUGAACCUCACACUCCUCGACGACGAGAAGGAACGUAGACGCGCUGAAUACUACAACGAAGACAAUCGUGAGGCACUUGAGCGAGAUAAAGAGGUGUACAAGCGGAUGUUCUGGCCCGCUCGCGUUUGCAAGAUAUUUCUUCCUCGAUUUCACGGCUUUCCUGCAUUUGCUUACAUACGGGUGCCAAGGUGUUGGAGGCAUCGGAUACAUGAAGGGCAGAUCUAUGAAGGCCUGUAG
This is a messenger RNA of Uncinocarpus reesii 1704, 1041 nucleotides long. RefSeq lists its product as uncharacterized. The transcript has 3 exons. The coding region runs from base 1 to 1041 and encodes 346 amino acids. Gene Ontology annotation, cellular component: ribonuclease MRP complex; nucleolar ribonuclease P complex. The record is from RefSeq and is a predicted model, not a curated record. Gene Ontology annotation, molecular function: RNA binding. Gene Ontology annotation, biological process: intronic box C/D snoRNA processing; rRNA processing; tRNA 5'-leader removal. NCBI's taxonomy places the organism in Eukaryota, Fungi, Ascomycota, Eurotiomycetes, Onygenales, Onygenaceae.